This is a messenger RNA of Thalassophryne amazonica, 2601 nucleotides long. RefSeq names its product splicing factor 3a, subunit 1 (gene sf3a1). The coding region runs from base 142 to 2499 and encodes 785 amino acids. Gene Ontology annotation, cellular component: U2 snRNP; U2-type prespliceosome; catalytic step 2 spliceosome. The transcript has 15 exons. The record is from RefSeq and is a predicted model, not a curated record. Lineage: Eukaryota; Metazoa; Chordata; Actinopteri; Batrachoidiformes; Batrachoididae. Gene Ontology annotation, molecular function: protein binding; RNA binding. Gene Ontology annotation, biological process: regulation of alternative mRNA splicing, via spliceosome; mRNA cis splicing, via spliceosome.
UAGAUUUGGUUUUUGGCAGUUAUAUUGUUUAUUGAACAACAGUAUGUGAUGUAAUAGUGGUAUUUUGUACUUGUUCUACAGUUAUGUUUCUUUAGUUAUAAGGUAUAACGAGUAUUUUGAUUGAAAAAAAAAACGACAGCCAUGCCGCCUGGGCCUGUUCAAAUUGUUCAGACGGAUCUCAACAGUAAGAAUGAUGCAGCAGCAGAAGAAACUCCAGCUACUAAACCCAUCGUUGGUAUCAUAUAUCCACCUCCUGAGGUCCGAAAUAUUGUUGAUAAGACCGCAAGCUUUGUUGCCAGAAACGGACCUGAGUUUGAAGCAAGAAUCCGACAGAAUGAGAUCAACAAUCCAAAAUUCAAUUUCCUCAACCCCAAUGACCCCUACCAUGCUUACUAUCGUCACAAGGUGAAUGAGUUUAAGGAGGGAAAAGCUCAAGAACCAUCUGCAGUUGUGCCCAAGGUCAUGCAGCAGCAGGCCAUGCAGCAGGCCCAACAGCUUCCUCAGAAAGUGCAGUCACAGGUGAUUCAGGAGACGGUGAUUCCUAAAGAACCUCCCCCUGAGUUUGAGUUUAUUGCUGAUCCUCCAUCAAUCUCUGCAUUUGAUCUGGAUGUUGUCAAGCUGACAGCUCAGUUUGUUGCUCGUAACGGUCGUCAGUUUCUCACUCAGCUCAUGCAAAAAGAACAGAGGAACUACCAGUUUGACUUUCUGCGCCCACAGCACAGCCUCUUCAACUACUUCACCAAGCUGGUUGAGCAGUACACUAAGAUUUUGAUCCCUCCAAAAGGGCUCCUGUCAAAGAUGAAGAGAGAAGCUGAGAAUCCAAGAGAGGUUAUGGACCAGGUGAGGUACCGUGUGGAGUGGGCAAAGUUCCAAGAGCGUGAGAGAAAGAAGGAGGAGGAGGAACGGGAGAAGGAACGAGUGGCUUACGCCCAGAUUGACUGGCAUGACUUUGUCGUUGUUGAGACGGUGGAUUUUCAGCCCAAUGAGCAAGGACACUUUCCUCCACCGACCACACCUGAAGAACUUGGAGCGCGCAUCCUCAUCCAAGAGCGCUAUGAGAAGUACGGAGAGAGCGAAGAGGUGGAGAUGGAGGUUGAAAGUGAAGAUGAUGAUGAUGAGCGGGAGGAACGGGAUGAAGGCCAGCCGUCACAGCCUGAUCAGGACACCCAGGUGCAGGACAUGGAUGAGGGGUCUGAUGAAGAGGACGAUGGCAUGAAGGCACCACUGCCUCCUGACACCCCGAUGCCCCCCCCACUGCCCCCAACUCCAGACCAGGUUAUUAUUCGCAAAGACUACGAUCCUAAAGCUUCAAAGCCUCUGCCUUCAGCUGUAGCUCCAGAUGAGUACCUGAUUUCACCCAUUACCGGUGAGAAGAUUCCAGCCAGUAAGGUGCAGGAGCACAUGCGUAUCGGCCUGCUGGACCCUCGCUGGCUGGAGCAAAGGGAUCGCAGCAUCAGGGAAAGGCAGACCGAAGACGAGGUUUAUGCUCCUGGUCUGGAUAUUGAGAGCAGCCUGAAACAACUAGCAGAGAGGCGUACAGAUAUCUUUGGUGUGGAGGAGACAGCCAUUGGUAAGAAGAUUGGUGAAGAAGAAAUCCAGAAGCCUGAGGAGAAGGUGACCUGGGAUGGCCACUCAGGAAGCAUGGCGCGCACACAACAGGCGGCACAGGCCAACAUCACCCUGCAAGAGCAGAUAGAAGCCAUCCACAAGGCCAAAGGGCUUGUGGGAGAGGAUGACAACAAGGAGAAAAUCGGCCCGAGCAAACCCAAUGAAAUUCCUCACCAGCCUCCCAUUCCCUCGUCUGCACCAAGCUUGCCGAAGCCCACCCCUCCUGUUACUGCUGUGCCUCGUCCGCCCAUCACUGUGGCUCCUCCCGUGCGCACCACCCUUCUCUCUGCCAUGCCUGUGAUUCCACGCCCGCCUGUUCCGCCUGUGGUGCGCCUGGCUCCAGGACAGGUUCUGGCCCCAGUGCCUCCCAUGAUUCCUGCUCCCCGCAUUAAUGUGGUGCCCAUGCCGCCGGCCGCGCCCCACAUUAUGGCCCCAAGACCUCCUGUGGUGGUUCCUGCUGCAUUUGUGCCAGCGCCUCCAGCACCGCAGCCCCCGAGCUCCGCCCCCGCACCGCCAUCCCACCCUCCCCCGCCUCACGACGACGAGCCACCCAGCAAGAAGAUGAAAACAGAAGACAACCUCAUUCCUGAGGAAGAAUUCCUGCGUCGCACUAAGGGUCCUGUGGCUGUUAAGGUGCAAGUCCCCAACAUGCAGGACAAGACAGAGUGGAAGCUGAGUGGCCAAGUGCUGAAUUUCACCGUCCCGCUCACAGACCAGGUGUCUGUGAUUAAAGUCAAAAUCCACGAGGCCACGGGAAUGCCCGCUGGAAAACAGAAGCUGCAGUAUGAGGGAAUUUUCAUCAAGGAUUCCAACUCUCUGGCUUAUUACAACAUGACCAGUGGCUCAGUUAUCCACUUGGCACUGAAAGAGAGAGGAGGAAGAAAGAAGUGAAGCCUGCACAGGUCAACGGGAACAUUUGUUACUGACUGCGGUUGAAUAAUUGUCAGUUAUAUUUUAGCGUGCGUGUGUGUGUGUGUGUGAAAUCCCACAUUA